UAGUUUAUACUCUUUUACACUAAAGCAAAUACUAUAUACGACGUCGUAUAUAGUAUUUGACUAAAGUACUCCGAAGUCUGAAAUCAUCGAAUAUUACAUAAAUGUUUUAUUUUUUUUAAAUAUGAGUAGGAAAUUGUACAACUGUUAUUUAGCUAUCAUCAAAUUCUAGUACUAAUGGUAUAAAUGUAAUAUUUUUAAAUCGUUUUUCGCCAAUCAGUGUACCUACUUUAUAGUGUUCAAGUGAAAUCGUACCUAUAACUUAUUACACUGUGUUAUUAUAUAUACUAUUAUACUUACUCUCCAAAAUGACUGAUAAUUCAUUGUUGGAUUUAUCUAGUCAAGAAUUGCGAAAGUUGCCAAAAAAUGAAAACAGUCAUAUUAUUAAAGUUUUGGAUGUGCAAAAAAACUGUUUACAGAAACUGGAAAAUGUUGAACAUUUUACUGAACUUAAUGAAUUAAUAGCAAGCCAUAAUCAGAUGAUGAGAAUGUAUACAGUAGCAAAAUUAUCAAAACUAGUAAAAUUAGAUUUAUCUAAUAAUCAUUUGAUGAGUAUUGAAGGGCUCAGAGAUUUAAUAAAUCUUACAUCUCUUAAUUUGUCCAAUAACAAAAUCAAAAUUAUUGAACAUUUAUCAACCAAUAUAAACUUAGUGCACAUAGACUUGUCAUUCAACAGCAUAUCAUACAUUACCAAUUUGAGUCAUCUUUUAAAACUUGAAAGGCUUUUUUUGCAUUCGAAUAAUAUUUGCCAUUUAACCAACUGUCAACAUUUCCUUCCAGUCAACUUGCUUACUCUUACUUUAGCCAAUAACAAUCUUAAUGAUUUGAAUGAAAUAUCACAGCUUUGCCGUCUUGGUUUGUUGAGAGAAAUCACUUUAACUGGUAAUAGUUGCCUUGAAGGGUACACAUUUAACUACAGACCAUUUGUAGUUAAUUGGUGUCCUAGUGUGAAAAUAGUUGAUGGUUAUGCUGUGGAUGACAUUGAAAAUCUAAAAGCUGAGUGGCUGUAUAGCCAAGGUCAAGGACGGAAGUUUCAUACUGGACAACACACUGCUCUUGUACGUUAUUUAACGGAAACAUGUCCAAUUACAAGCCAUGCUUUAGAGACUGAGCAAGAAAGAAAAUUGAGAUUAGUUUUGAGCAAAGCCCAACAAUAUAGAGAGCAAUUACAUAGAACAAGUACACCAAAUAUUAAAGAAUCAGGACAAGAAUCAUUGAUGACUAGAAGCCUAGAUCCUACUGUAUUGAAGUCUACAACUCAAAGACUAUCUACUGGUUCAGAAAGCUGCCAAGGGACACCUACUAGUAUGUCUCGCAGUGUCCAUUUACCAGUGACUGAAGUUAAUUGCUUUGUCCAGUCUCCACCUCUACCAGCCGCCAGCACUAUGUUGCCGAUAUUAGACUCAUUACCUAGUCCACUGACGCCAAGUAUACCAAAAUCAAGACCUAUAAUUGGUCUUCAAACUCCAGCUGGUGAAGAGUCUCGAGCCCCUACUAUGGAAAAAUUGCAAAUGAUUAAAAAUAAAGCUUCACAAAUGAACGGCGUUGAGAACAAAGAUUUACACCAGUCAGCCAUAGUAAUACAAAAAAUGUGGAGAGGAUAUCAUACUAGAAAUUUGAACAAAAAUGUAACUAAUAUAUAUCAACAUGUACAAAUGCUACGUUUUAAUCAAUACAUUAAGCAAAUGAGCAAAGAUUUAGUAGAUACCAAAAGUACUCUUGAAAAAGAACAUAAAUUAGUAGUAUUACAAAUGCAAGCUAUAAACGAGUUGUGGAAAAAGGUUAACACUAUGGAUAACAGAUUAGGCAACGAGAAUAAUGGUGAUUCCAAGUGUCUGACGUGCUCUUCAUUGGAUACUAAGGUUCAACAGCUGCAGGAGUCCAUGGAUCAUGUAUUACGGUGUGUGAGCCCUUCAUCACAGAGUGUUGCAGAAACACAAACGGACAUCACUGCUGUACAGACACCAGUUGAAGAGAGUUGUCCAAAUGCAAACGCAAUAACCAGGCCCAAUUUCCUUCCCCUAUCCAAAUCUUGUACAAAUCAAGUUGUAAAAACUACCAACACAACUGCAAUGUCUUCGGACAUCUAAAUUAUAAUUCUAUGAAAUCAAAACUGUCCAAAAUUUCUAUUGUAUAAUAAUUUUGUACUCAUUGUGAAGAAAUCAUGAGUACUGUUGCAGUGAUCUAGUCAAACUGGUUGAACUUAAUUAUUCCUUUUUUUUUUAAAUAUCUUUAUUAUCUAUUUAAUAUUUAAGAAAACUUAAUAUUAUAAUAUAAUAAGUUAUAAUGUAUUUUUAUUGGUUUUUUUUACGAUGAUAAUAUACAAUAAAAAUAAUUUUAUAAACGUUCUGUUGAUAUAUCUAUUACAGAGUUGUUCAGUGUUUAUCCACCAGUUUCCUUAAAUAUCAUUAACAAUUAUUGUUUGCCGAUAAAAAAUAUUCACCACUAUUGCCCAAUUUACCUUGUGAUCACCAACAACCUUUUUAAUAUAGUUUGUUUGAGGACACAACAUUUUGUUUUCUAUAAUGAGAAUAAUGAUCGCAAGAAACAGGAGGCUUAUGUUAAGUGUAGAAUAAUUUAACUAUUAAAACUAUUUAGAAAGAAGAUCCUCAAUAAUACUACCGAAGAAUAUUUCCCACUUUUAUUUAUCACUAAUUACCCUUAAAAUGUAUACAUUGUGCUUAAAUUAUAGGGGACGGUAUUAUUUAACUACAAUUUUUUGUUUUAGGUUUAAAUUAAACACUGAAUUAUAUAAAACCUCUUCAACCUAAGCUAUACAAUGGAUAAUCUAUACAUUUUAUGACAUAAAUGCAUGAUUUUAAAUAAUAUUUGUAAGAAUAUAUUUUUUUAAUAUAUUACCUACUACUAUGUCUAUAUAUACAUAUUAUUUGGAGACUUGUUCAUUUAAGGAAAUAAUGAUAUGAAUAGUAAAAUUAAAUUUUUUAAGUGAAUAAUAAAUGUAUAGUAUAUUUAAUGAUAUGAACUUUUUUUAUGGAAUGAUAAUGUCAUUGUGUUUUUGAGAUAAUUUUCAAUAAAUUAUAGAGGACCUCACAAGAUCACAACAUAGUAAAAUUAAUCUAUUAUAGAUAUAUACAAUUUUUUGUUUAUAAAAUAUUAAAUGUAUUCGUAUACAUCUUUUAGUAUGUCAUUGGGAGGAUUGACUAAACAAAAUUCCAGGAUGGAAAUGUAGAUGUAUACAAGUAAAGAAGUCUUACAAACUACAAUAUAAAACAAAUUUAGUUAUUAUAAACAUAUAUAUUUAUGUUUCAUACACCAACACUAUCUUAUGGAUUAGUCUUAUACACAAAAAACUCAGUACAGCCUUACAUCAUUACUGCAAUUAUAAACAGUGUACUUUUCAAUUUAGGUUCAUGGACACUAAUAAAUUGGACUUACAAGUUACAACCAAAUACGCAACAGUCAUUGUAUGGAAGAAGAAGUAAGUAUGUUGUUUUGUGUUAUUUAUAAUGAAAAAAAAUAUAUUAUACAAAUAGAAUUCUUUCAACGUUAAAAAUAAUAUAACGAAAUACAAUUACGACAUAUUCAAACAAACUGUAAUUUAUUUGUAUGAUACUUAUCAUACAUAGUUAGACAAUUAAACUAUUAAAAUAUAAUUGAAUAAUUGACA
Molecule: messenger RNA, 3625 nt
Organism: Myzus persicae (green peach aphid)
Lineage: Eukaryota; Metazoa; Arthropoda; Insecta; Hemiptera; Aphididae
Gene: Cep97
Product: centrosomal protein of 97 kDa
Exons: 11
Coding region: 306-2087 (593 amino acids)
Molecular function (GO): protein binding
Source: RefSeq, a predicted model, not a curated record